AUGGAUAAGAGACGGCGUUCGGAUGCAUGCGUUCAGCAAUCGGUGAUAAUCGAGAACAAGAGUGAAACGACGAUAUCUUUCGUUGAGGGGUCUGCAGGUGCCUAUCUGGGCCAUGUGACCGUUCAUUACAAUCCGGAACAACCGAGCGUUGUCGCGCAAAGUCAACAUUUGUACUACGCGUUGUUGGUAACCGAUGAUGCUAGUCCUAGCAUCGAGAAAUGUACAUUCUCUUCGUGUAGUGCCGGUGAGUUGGUUGAUUCAUCAAGAAUUUGA
Anisakis simplex (herring worm) is the source of this 273-nucleotide messenger RNA. NCBI's taxonomy places the organism in Eukaryota, Metazoa, Nematoda, Chromadorea, Rhabditida, Anisakidae. The record is from the annotation of a GenBank genome assembly.